Grammomys surdaster is the source of this 3101-nucleotide messenger RNA. RefSeq names its product ring finger protein 168 (gene Rnf168). The transcript has 6 exons. Gene Ontology annotation, biological process: protein ubiquitination; double-strand break repair. The record is from RefSeq and is a predicted model, not a curated record. Gene Ontology annotation, cellular component: nucleus; site of double-strand break. Gene Ontology annotation, molecular function: nucleosome binding; ubiquitin-protein transferase activity. Bases 409 to 2103 code for a protein of 564 amino acids. NCBI's taxonomy places the organism in Eukaryota, Metazoa, Chordata, Mammalia, Rodentia, Muridae.
CGGCUUCCGGGCGGUUCCGGGUGCUCUCGGAGCGGCGGUCUCCGAGCUUUCGGCGCUGGCAGGUCCGGCGGCCUCGCGCAAAAAGGCGGGUUCUCACCGGGUAAGAAGGGGAGCUGGAUGAGACCUUCUGUGGCGCGGGGAGACAGAAACACUCUCCGCCCCGAGACCGCAGCGCUCCCGGAGGAACGUUGUUUUAUUCCCUUGCUGGACGCAGGGCAUAACUGUUUACCUGACAUCACAGCUCCUGUUUGCCUCGGGCCUGUGGAAACUCAGGCCGUCUGGAUUUCAGUACGCUGCUGUACGUGAGAAUAAACAUCAAACGGCAUUAAACAUCAUACUGUGUGAGAUUAGCCGAAAGACGACUUCUGUUCCUUUCAGGUGUUGACGUUGGGUAGGCCUCAUUAGCAUAUGAAGAUGGCUGCACCUAAAAACUCCAUCCCUUCCUUAGCCGAAUGUCAGUGCGGGAUCUGUAUGGAAAUCCUCCUAGAGCCUGUAACCCUACCUUGCAACCACACGCUUUGUAACCCAUGCUUCCAAUCGACUGUUGAAAAGGCCAAUCUAUGCUGUCCUUUCUGUCGCCGCCGGGUCUCUUCAUGGACUCGGUACCAUACCCGAAGAAAUUCUCUGGUCAAUACAGACCUGUGGGAGAUUAUUCAAAAACACUAUGCAAAGGAAUGCAAGCUUAGAAUCUCUGGACAAGAGUCAAAGGAAAUCAUUGAUGAGUACCAGCCAGUUCGUCUGCUCAGUAAACCUGGGGAGUUGAGGCGAGAGUAUGAAGAGGAGAUAAGCAAGGUGGAGGCUGAGCGACAAGCCAGCAAGGAAGAAGAAGACAAAGCCAGUGAGGAAUACAUACAGAGAUUGCUGGCAGAGGAGGAGGAGGAGGAAAGAAGACAGACAGAGAAAAGACGGCGUGAGAUGGAAGAGCAGCUGAGAAUCGAUGCAGAGCUGGCACAGAGGCUAAGCUCCAGUAUCAACAGUAACUACGAGAGAAAUAUCUUGGCUUCUCCUUUGAGUUCCAGAAAAUCAGAUCCAGUCACAAACAAGUCACAGAAGAAAAAUACAAACAAACAAACAAACUUCGGCGGUAUUGAAAAAUAUUUGUCACCUAAGUUGAAGCCUGGGACAGCAUGGGAGUGUAAAGCUGUACAUGGAGAAGACAUCUGCAAGUCUAAGGAAACUGACAGUAGUGACACGAAGAGCCCUGUGUUGCAAGACACAGAAAUUGAAAAAAAUAUGCCAACACUUUCUCCUCAGAUCUGCCUAGAAACUCAAGAACAAGGUUUGGAGUCUUCGGCAGAGUUAACUGUGCCACAGUUAUGUGUAAGGGACACUGAACAGUGCCUUGAGGGAAAAGUUGAAACAGUAUCAACCAGUCCUGAUGACUUCUGUAUUGUAAAUGAUGAUGUACCUAGAGCCACAGUUUCUUACCCUAAUGAAGCUGCUUCUAGCAAAAUAGAAAAUGAAGAGAACUCUGUGUCAGGUGUGACCCCGUUACCUGGGGGCAACGGAGUGCCAGCGGAGAAUAGAGUGUAUCACUUACUAGUUGCAAAAGAGAUUUCUGAAAGAGAAAACCAGGAAUCUGUGUUUGAAGAAGUAAUGGAUCCAUGCUUUUCUGCAAAAAGAAGGAAAAUAUUUGUCAAAUCUUCCUCGGAUCAAGAAGAAAAAGAAGUGAAUUUUACACAAAAAUUGAUAGAUUUGGAACAUAUGCUUUUUGAGAGACAUAAGCAAGAAGAACAGGACAGAUUGUUAGCAUUACAACUUCAGAAAGAGGUAGAUAAAGAGCAAAUGGUGCCAAACCGGCAGAAAGGAUCCCCAGAUCAGUACCAGUUGCGCACAUCUUCACCCCCAGACAGGCUGCUGAAUAGACAGAGGAAGAAUUCCAAAGAUAGGAACUCCCCAAAGCAAACUAAUGCAGAUCGUUCAAAAUCUCAGAGGAGCAGAAAAGGUGAAUAUUGGGAACCCUUUAGAAGCACAUGGAAGGGUUCAGUUAAUGGAACAAAGAUGCCGACUUCUACUAAAGAUAAUUGUAAUGUAUCUACAAGUGCCCAUCCCCUACAGCAUAGUAACUCACAGAAAAGCAUUUUUCAAAUGUUUCAGAGAUAACCAAGCAAAGCAUGGGGAAAGAGUUCCAUAAUCCGGGAAAGCUGUUUGCAAAGCUAGCUCUUCUGUCAUAAUAUCCUGAGAUGUGUCAUUAGCUUCUGCUCAGCAAGCACACUUACUGUCUUUAAGGUGUGGUUACAAGGGAAGAAUUUAUGAGUCAGUGAUAAGAAAAUGUCUUUGAGAAUUGUUUCCAUUGUCAAUAACUGCUAUGUUCUAAGUGUGACAUCUUCACAGGUAUAAAAACAAUUUGGUCAGGACAUCUUAAGGUGCCAUUUCCCUUUCCAAAAGUUUUAUGGCCUUUUUUUUUUUCCUUUUUUUUUUUUAAUGAAUGAGUAAGGAGUCCACACAGGUAUCUUCUAUAACAUUAAUUAGUUCCCAUCCUAGUUUUAAUUCUAAGCAUUUUAACAUUUCCUUUUAUUUAAAAUGGAUUAGUAUCAACAUUGAGUAGUUACAAAAAAGCUGCUAGGUUGAUAAUGCAAAUGUUUAAGAGUGGGAUGGGCUGAGUGGUGGAUUGGUAGUUAGGAAAUCCCUGGAACUGAAUGGGUAAUCAGAAACCGGGUCCACCAAGGGCACCUGAUUUCUUGUAGCAGAACAUUCUCCUUAAUCCCUUUGUUAAGUGGCAGAAAAUAUUUAUCAGAGUUUACAGUUUCUUUGCGCCAUGGCAUCUUGGUGUGAAAGGGCAAAUUGGUAUAUUUUUACUGAUCUCUUCUAGAAAAAAAUAAAUUAUUGUAAGACGAUUGUACUGUGCUCUGCUGUUGAACAUCUGGCAUGACCAUCCUUACUGCUUCCUGGCUUAGAUACAUGCUUGCUUGUGCACACAGAUGCAAAGUGCUGUGUGACACAACCAAUGUCAUCUUGUGAAGUUGGGCUUCUGCUAUCAUCUUCUGUUCAGACAACUUAGCAAACUGUAGUUUCAGUAGAGCUUCUUCUUGUGUCCUGGCUCCAUUUAUGUCCUGUGAACAUAAUAAAAUGUCCUAAUGCAGUGUUUGGCUUUAUCCACA